AUGGCUUCCGCUGCGGCGGCUUCUCCUUCUCUCUCCUUAAACAAAACCCCUCCCUUCAAACACCAAACUUCCCUAACCACCUGGCUUAAACCUCCUUCCUCCUCCGCCCUCUUCCGCCGCAAAAUCAUCCCUUUAUCUUCUCCGGUCAAACGCCUCUCACUUCCUCCGAUUUCAGCUUCUUCCUCCUCCUCCUCCUCUUCUACUUCUCUCUCCGUCACCGAGAAACCCACUUCGAAUUCCGUCCAUUUCCACGGCAAUCUCAUCGAGAGCUUCGAGAAUCAGGACUCUUUCGCCGGAACCAUCAACGGAACCAGCUUAAUCGACGAGCUCGAGAAUCCAGUCCAAAGGAACGGACUUUCCGGGAGGAGGCGGCUGUUUAUGCAAGACCCACCAUGGAUCUCUGCGUUGUUCCUCAAGGGUCUAAGCAAAAUGGUUGAUCAGACAUUAAAAAUCGAGCGCAAAGACAUCGACAAGAGGAAAUUCGAUUCCUUGAGGAGACGACAGGUGAAGGAAGAGACUGAAGCCUGGGAGAGGAUGGUCGAUGAGUACAGAGACUUGGAGAAGGAAAUGUGCGAGAAGAAUCUAGCUCCGAAUCUGCCGUAUGUGAAGCACAUGUUCUUGGGAUGGUUUCAGCCGCUGAAGGAUGUGAUUGAGAGAGAGCAGAAGCUGCAGAAGAACAAGAGCAAGAAGGUUAGAGCAGCUUAUGCGCCUCACAUUGAGCUUUUACCUGCUGAUAAAAUGGCGGUUAUUGUGAUGCAUAAGAUGAUGGGUUUGGUUAUGUCUGGACAUGAAGAUGGGUGUAUACAAGUUGUUCAAGCUGCUGUUAGUAUUGGCAUAGCUAUAGAGCAGGAGGUGAGGAUUCAUAAUUUCUUGAAGAGAACUCGGAAGAGCAAUGAAGGAGACUCACAAGAGGAAUUGAAGGAGAAGCAAUUGCUUAGGAAACGAGUCAAUAGUUUGAUUCGGAGGAAAAGGAUGAUUGAUGCACUAAAAGUGGUGAAAUGUGAAGGUAUUAAACCAUGGGGGAGAGCCACACAAGCUAAGCUUGGAAGCCGUCUGCUAGAGCUAUUGAUCGAAACAGCGUAUGUGCAACCUCCACUGACUCAGUCAGGGGACUCAAUACCUGAGUUUCGACCUGCAUUCAGACACAAGUUUAAAACCGUGACCAAAUAUCCAGGGUCAAAGUUGGUGAGGAGAUAUGGAGUUAUUGAAUGUGACUCGCUCCUCCUUGCAGGACUUGAUAAAUCUGCUAAGCAUAUGUUAAUUCCUUAUGUUCCGAUGUUGGUACCGCCAAAGAGAUGGAAAGGAUAUGACAAGGGUGGUUACUUGUUUUUGCCUUCCUAUAUCAUGCGUACUCAUGGGUCCAAAAAGCAGCAAGAUGCACUAAGAGAUAUUAGCUCCAAGACUGCUCAUAGAGUAUUUGAGGCAUUGGAUACACUUGGGAACACCAAGUGGAGGGUGAAUAGGAAAAUACUCGAUGUGGUGGAAAAGCUCUGGGCUGAUGGAGGCAACAUUGCAGGCUUAGUAAAUCGUGAAGACGUUCCCAUACCAGAGAAACCAACCUCUGAGGACCCAGAAGAAAUGCAAUCCUGGAAAUGGAGUGCUCGAAAGGCCAACAAGAUUAACAGAGAGAGGCAUUCUCUAAGAUGUGAUGUUGAGCUCAAGCUUUCUGUGGCUAGAAAAAUGAAAGAUGAGGAAGGAUUCUACUACCCUCACAACGUUGACUUCAGAGGCCGUGCAUACCCAAUGCAUCCUCAUCUGAAUCAUUUGAGUUCUGAUCUUUGCCGUGGAACCCUGGAGUUUGCUGAAGGACGACCACUUGGAAAGCAAGGCCUGUAUUGGCUUAAAAUACAUCUUGCAAACCUCUUUGCGGGUGGUGUUGAAAAGCUUUCACACGAUGGGCGCCUGGCUUUUGUGGAAAACCAUUUGGAUGAUAUAAUGGAGUCAGCUGAAAACCCUGUUCAUGGAAAACGAUGGUGGUUAAAGGCUGAGGAUCCUUUUCAGUGUUUAGCUGCAUGUGUUAUUCUGACACAAGCCUUGAAAAGCCCUUCGCCUAGUUCUGUAAUCUCCCACUUGCCUAUUCAUCAGGAUGGGUCGUGCAAUGGUCUACAGCAUUAUGCAGCUUUAGGAAGAGAUAGUUUUGAAGCUGCGGCAGUUAAUCUAGUUGCAGGAGAAAAACCAGCUGAUGUCUAUUCUGAAAUUUCACUGAGAGUUCAUGAAAUAAUGAAGAAGGACAGCAAUAAGGAUCCUGAGUCAAACCCAACCGCCGCAUUGGCAAAGAUCCUUAUCAAUCAAGUCGACAGGAAGCUGGUAAAGCAGACAGUAAUGACUUCAGUAUAUGGUGUCACCUAUGUUGGAGCGCGUGAACAAAUAAAAAGAAGAUUAGAAGAGAAAGGUGUAAUCACUGACGAGAGAAUGUUAUUUGCUGCUGCUUGCUAUUCUGCAAAAGUGACACUAGCAGCUCUUGGAGAGAUAUUUGAAGCGGCACGUGCCAUUAUGAGUUGGCUUGGUGAUUGUGCAAAGAUCAUCGCUUCCGAUAAUCAUCCAGUGCGAUGGAUCACACCUCUUGGACUUCCUGUUGUGCAGCCCUAUUGCAGAAGUGAAAGACAUCUGAUACGAACAUCUCUUCAGGUUUUGGCUUUGCAGCGAGAGGGUAACACGGUGGAUGUUAGGAAACAAAGAACUGCAUUUCCUCCCAACUUUGUGCACUCGCUGGACGGCACGCACAUGAUGAUGACUGCUGUUGCAUGUCGAGAGGCCGGCCUAAACUUUGCAGGUGUGCAUGACUCCUACUGGACACAUGCAUGUGACGUUGACACAAUGAACAGAAUACUCAGAGAGAAAUUCGUUGAGCUUUACAACACUCCGAUCCUUGAAGAUUUACUUCAAAGUUUCCAAGAAUCAUACCCGAAUCUCGUGUUUCCUCCAGUACCAAAGAGAGGGAAUUUCGAUUUAAAGGAGGUCCUCAGAUCACAAUACUUCUUCAACUGA
This is a messenger RNA of Microthlaspi erraticum, 2988 nucleotides long. Lineage: Eukaryota; Viridiplantae; Streptophyta; Magnoliopsida; Brassicales; Brassicaceae. The record is from the annotation of a GenBank genome assembly.